AUGCCGGGAGCUAAAAGUUCCCGAAAAGGCCUGAAAAUAUGUUGCGGUACGACCUUCGUUUUGUUGAUCGUCCUCGCAUUUGUUUCUGUGACCCUGUAUUUUACCAUGUUUAAGCCUAAACAACCUCAAGUCACAGCCCACGCAGUAAGCCUUGAAAACAUUGAAGUCCAAAUCUUCCCAGCUUUUAGCCUCAAUGUCACGAUAGGCUUGGUUGUUACAAUCAACAAUCGCAACUACGGAAGCUUCAAAUACCAGAAUUCAACUUCUUAUAUCGAUUACCAUGGAACAAACAUAGCAGAGGUUCUGAUUGAAGGUGGAACUGUCCCUGCACGCCGGAAAUACAACUUGAGCACUUACGCUAAUGUUGCUGCUGGUAAGUUGAUUACUGACUCACAUUUCUUGAGUGAUCUUAUUGCUGGGAGUUUCAACUUGACAUCCACGGCUACUUUGCACGAGUCUGGAGUCCAACUGCCAUUCGAAAAUCAAAUUGUGAUGUUGGUAGAGAGAGUCCUUGCUUCUUGUUGCUUUCCGUCGCUGGGGUUAUGUUUGGAUGGUAUGACGAUGAUUCUUGUGGCACUUUUGUUUGUGCCGAAAUAA
Messenger RNA from Rhododendron vialii, 597 nucleotides. RefSeq lists its product as uncharacterized. Gene Ontology annotation, cellular component: plasma membrane. The record is from RefSeq and is a predicted model, not a curated record. Bases 1 to 597 code for a protein of 198 amino acids. Lineage: Eukaryota; Viridiplantae; Streptophyta; Magnoliopsida; Ericales; Ericaceae. The transcript is spliced from 3 exons.